GAAAGAGUGUUUUAAUUUCAAAAGCCAUGUCGUCGUUUGUGCAGUUCUUUGUUGUUUCGUGCUUUGCCUGCAUUGUCCUUCUGCUUGUGCCCUCUUCGUGUCAGGCAGCCACCCAGGCUACACCUCUCUGCCAGGCAGGUAUUGUUGAGGAAAUGCCCGUACACAUCAAGAAGGUCUGCAUGGCUUUGGAAAAUUCGGAUCAAUUGACAUCGGCUCUUAAGUCAUACAUCAAUAAUGAGGCAUCUGCUCUGGUGGCCAACUCUGAUGAUCUAUUAAAGAACUACAACAAACGCACAGAUGUCGAUCAUGUCUUUUUGCGUUUCGGCAAACGUCGUUAGGAACCAUCAACUCCGAAUGAACUUUAGAAACUUUUUCCGUUGACGACUCCUUAGGACGAUCUAAUCUUGACUCGAACCAAAACGGCAACAAGGUUUUUCUGUUUAACUGUUUAAAGUAACAUCAAUGGAAAAGAGAAUAUGAAGUACACAGCACAAUUCAAUUGGCGUCCUUAAAAAAACGUAUUAUAUCCAAAAAAAAAAAAAUAAAAAAAAAAUCUCAAUGGAAGU
Drosophila willistoni is the source of this 566-nucleotide messenger RNA. It is a transcript of the gene Ms, whose product is annotated as dromyosuppressin. Lineage: Eukaryota; Metazoa; Arthropoda; Insecta; Diptera; Drosophilidae. The transcript has 3 exons. The record is from RefSeq and is a predicted model, not a curated record. Bases 27 to 338 code for a protein of 103 amino acids.